Molecule: messenger RNA, 2610 nt
Organism: Xylona heveae TC161
Lineage: Eukaryota; Fungi; Ascomycota; Xylonomycetes; Xylonales; Xylonaceae
Product: Pkinase-domain-containing protein
Exons: 2
Coding region: 1-2610 (869 amino acids)
Biological process (GO): intracellular signal transduction; peptidyl-serine phosphorylation
Molecular function (GO): ATP binding; protein serine/threonine kinase activity
Source: RefSeq, a predicted model, not a curated record
AUGGACGGUGAUCUGAGUCUAUCACAGUCCUUUGGGGGCCUGCGAAUUGCCAAUCCAGAUCAUGUCAAUCCCGCAUCUCCCAGCCCUGAAGCUUCCGAAGCAACAAUCACACCCCCUUCGGUCACUCCAUCCAUCCCCCGGCGAACUUCGUCCAGAUCAUCAUCAAGGGCAUUUCAUGACCUUCGAAACAGAGAGACCCUGUUAGCUUCCCAAGCUGCCAACCGUUCGCCCUCCCCACUCACCGUCGAUCCGAACAAUUUCUCUGCGAGCUCCACCCCUACAACUGCCCCGUCGCCCACAUCUAUUCCACCUGAACAACCGGCUCAAGGGUCGCCGCAGACACCUAUUCAGCCCUUCCCCGCUCAGCAUACCUCAGUUCCGCCGCCUACAUCCUACCCGGCUGUGAUUGGGGUGCCUGUUGCUGUUCCUUCACCAUACCAAACCGGUCCACACAAUGUAGGAGUCAGUAGGGAGCCCACAUAUAGAUUACGAAGCGAGUCCUCGAGGUCAUCGAUGAGCGGUGCACCCCGAAGGAGUGACUCUCGUGCUGCGGCGAUGGCUAUGCAGGCCGGUGUCCCUACCCGCGAAGGGAGCCACAGCGACCGGUCGUACCGCGUGAGCCAGCCUGCUCCUCCUCGAGGCGCUCCCAUCCCACCCCGGAAUCUUGCUCGCGGUCCAGCCGGAACGCUCUUGGCCCCAGCUGGGACGGGCUCUAUACCAGGAUCGCCCUAUGGGAUUGAAGGCGGACCCAUCAACAGUAGCGAGGACUGGAAAGAUAGGGGUGCCGCUACUGUUGGCAUGAGACAGGAGAUUGAUUCUAAUGGCCAUCCAGUGACCAGGCCAAUGAAGAAGGGCGUCAAGGACUUUAACUUUUCCCGCACUCUUGGCGAAGGUUCUUAUAGUACUGUUUUGGCUGCUACAGAUCGACAAACCCUACGUGAAUAUGCCAUCAAGGUGCUCGAUAAAAGGCAUAUUAUCAAAGAGAAGAAGGUCAAAUACGUGAACAUCGAGAAAGACACGCUUAAUAGGCUUACAGACCACCCUGGCAUUGUUCGACUUUAUUAUACAUUCCAAGACGAGAGAUCAUUGUAUUUUGUGCUCGAUCUGGCGAGCAAUGGCGAGCUAUUGGGAGUGCUGAAGAGGAUGACGACAUUUGAUGAGGAAUGCACCAGGUUCUACGGUGCUCAGAUCUUGGACGCCAUUGACUACAUGCAUGCCAAAGGGGUCAUUCACCGGGACUUGAAGCCCGAAAAUGUUCUUUUGGAUGAUCAGAUGCACGUAAAGAUUACCGAUUUUGGAACUGCAAAGAUUCUGGAAAGUCCGCGACCGCAGAAAGAUGGCGACCCUUCCAUAACUGAUCCGUUGGACGGCUUAGAUGAUGAUCGCGCCAAAUCGUUUGUCGGCACCGCAGAGUAUGUGAGCCCGGAAUUAUUGACGGAGAAGAGCGCCUGCAAAGCUAGCGACCUAUGGGCGUUUGGCUGUAUCAUCUAUCAGCUCCUGGCCGGAAGACCUCCAUUCAAAGCCGCAAACGAAUAUCAGACUUUCCAAAAGAUUGUCAACCUCGAGUUUGAAUUCCCAAAAGGUUUUCCCGAGGUGGCUAGGGAUUUGGUCGAAAGGCUGCUCGUUCUAGAUCCGGCUCUACGACUGCCGAUCGAACAUAUCAAGAACCACAAAUUUUUCGAGGGCAUUGUAUGGGGCAGGGGUCUCUGGAAGCAGAAGGCUCCGCGACUGAAAGCCUACGUGCCGCCGGCGCAGGAACCCAUCAAACUUAAUGGCAGUGGUAACUAUCCCCCAAACGGUCCGCAACAUAGCACCACGAAACUUGUUACCGGAUCAUCCGGUGUCUCCAAUGGUGCGACGAGACCCCAACCCAGAGUGAUCACGGAGCUUCCACCUCCAACUCAACUGGACAUCGAGUGGUCCCCGGUAUUGACCAAGAGCAACGAACGUAUUCUUAAGCUCGGGAACUUAUCCGUAGCGUCGGCUGCCGCUUCCCAUAAUCAAACUGGCAAGAACGGCCAGAACGGACAAAGUGGCACUGAGUCGACUAGGAAAUUUUCUCGUCUUUUUGGUGGCGGCGGCCCAAAGAAGCGUCAGCGUCUGGUAAUGGUUACGUCGUCAGCGCGAGUCAUCUUUGCCGCCGCCGGUGGUGAUGAAAAGAAGACAAAAUCUGAACUGUCGUUGCUUGCCCCUGGCUGCGGAUGGAGGAUCACCAAAGACAAUAAAGGCUUGUCCUCAUGGUGUAUAGAUACACGCGAUCGAGUCUUUACCUUUGAAGACGUAAAACCAACCACCAGUGAUCCAAAUAGUACAGCCACCUCGGCACGAGAAUGGCUCGAUACAUUAGAACGCGCAAAGGAAAUAGCGACAUCACGAAGCAUGGCGAAUUCAUACUCUGGCGAGGACGCCUUCAAAGACCUGCUGCCUUCGGGCGUUCCAAGCCCAGCCAGCACAAUGGGCGAAGAUCCCAAAUUAGGCUAUGAUGGUGCGCCUGCCAGCACUGGCAGGCUCACUAAAAGCCAGGGAGGGUCUGGAGAUUCUGAGUCCACCAAAGGCCGAAAGAGAUUCAGCAAGCGACAGUCAAAGAGCGGUCUUGCAGCUGUUUUCUGA